UUUUUCUGUAACACAUGGGUCCAUUGUUAGUAAAAUUGACGUUCUCAAUAUGUAAAAGUGCAUGUUACGCUUUGAUUGAUUGUUUUUAUUAUAGGACGUUAAAAUAUGUGUCAAAACCCUAAAUACUCUGGAGGAUGAGAGUUCCACUCUCAGUCGUGACGAUCUAUACCCUAUUCAAAUUACAAACAUUUUCAAAACAAUUGAUGUACCUAUAGCCAAAUAUCAAACUGAUUUUUUUGAACCAAAGAAGUGCCCCAUCCAAUUAACUUAGUGUAGUUUGCACUAGUAUGAAAAUGGUAAGACUUUGAAAUAAGUUUUAAUUGCGCGAAGAUGAGUCUGGCACUUGUGCAGGGAUAUUCUUCUGAAGAGGAGGAGCAGCCUCAGCAGUCCAUCUGGUCUGAUAGUGAGGACGAAAAUCCAACAGAAAAAGAAGAAGCAUUCCCCAACCACAACACUCCACUGACUGUAAAACUAUCUGCAGGCUCCUCAUUGCCUUCGGCUUUUCAAGCAUUUUCUGAGGUUACAGGGCCUCCUGAGUUUCUGAAUAAUAGUGCAUUAGAGCCAAUACCAACCAGGCCAUCUCAGAGGAAAAAUGCUUUUGGAAGAUGGCAAGGUGCAAAAGGUUCCAAGGCAAAGAAAGAGCACCCAGCUGGUGUUGUUAUGGAGGCUAAAGCUCAGUUGGUGGGUAUUCGUGAACGUGUGCGAAGUGAUGUAGAAGGGACUGUAUCACAGGGAUCCACCACAGAAAUGCCACCACCCAAGACUAUUCCAGCAUCAAGUCCUACUGAUAGCCGGCGAACUCCUGGAGCAACCAUGCCACCUCCAGAAGAUGCUGCAAAGCUACUGGGGAUGUGUCUUCAGUGUGGUGUGCCAAAGACCUAUUCUAAUGCACGAGAAGGUGUAGUAUGCCCAGUUUGUGGUGACCGACCUCUUGGGGAUCCUAACAAAGAAAAGAAAAAAGGUUCAACAAUUAAAGACAAAGAAAAAAAUAAGCGUAUGAAAGGCCAGUCGAGUCAUGCCACAUGGAAGAGUGAAACUGAGAUGCAUUUACGACAACAGUUUGACUAGUAAAGCUAGUGCUUGAUGAAAGCAUAGUUCAGACAUAGGUGUUUCUGACCAUCAAAUUUGUAAUGUUUAGAGCAUUUACCAGUGCAGCAUGCAUAGGACAUGUGUUAAAUGAUACAGAAAAUACACAAUGCAUCAUCCACUAGGAGAUCUUUAUAUUUGGUUAGUAUUCAAGGAAGAUCUUCAAGCUUUAUAUGCUGCAUAACUGUUUGUUCACUGGGAUGUCAAGAGGUAUCUUUAUUACAGCAUGAUGGUAAGGGUUCAGUUUAACCAUCAUGAAUGCAUCGAUUGGCAAUUGUUGGCUCAUUGUUACUGAAUUGAAAUUAAUAGACCUAUAAGGCUAUGCUGGGUUAAGAGUUUUCA
Cryptomeria japonica (Japanese cedar) is the source of this 1428-nucleotide messenger RNA. RefSeq lists its product as uncharacterized. Lineage: Eukaryota; Viridiplantae; Streptophyta; Pinopsida; Cupressales; Cupressaceae. Bases 331 to 1068 code for a protein of 245 amino acids. The record is from RefSeq and is a predicted model, not a curated record. The transcript is spliced from 4 exons.